UUUCAUUUCGAGGCCGCUCUCGCUCUUCAGCAAGUCGAUUCCUCCACGUCUCACACUUCUCUCUUCGCACUACACGCAACGCGCGCUACGACGCCGGGUUGCCGCCAUGAACAUCUUUCGGUUACUAGGGGACUUGUCCCAUCUCCUCUCGAUUCUGAUUCUCCUGCAGAAGAUGAAGUCGUCAAGCAGCGCGUCCGGCAUCUCGUUCAAAUCGCAGUUCCUCUACCUAACCGUGUACGUUACGCGCUACGUCGAUCUUCUGUGGACCUUUUACAACCCCAAUUCGCUCUACAACACCAUCUUCAAGAUCAUCUUCAUCAGCACAUCUGCGUAUACCGUCUACCUCAUGCUCAACGACUACAAGCCGACGCACGACCCGAAUCUGGACACGUUUAAAGUGCAAUACCUGCUGGCAUUUGCUGGAGUAUUGGCCGUGCUGUUCCCGUACAAAUACAACUUCACCGAGAUCCUCUGGGCCUUCUCCAUCUGGCUUGAGUCCGUCGCUAUCCUGCCGCAACUCUUCAUGCUGCAGAGAACGGGCGAAGCGGAGACGAUUACCACCCACUAUCUCUUUGCACUUGGCGCGUACCGGGCCUUGUAUAUCCCCAACUGGAUCUACAGAUACUUCUUCGAAGUUCCGCGCUUCUUCGAUCCCAUUGCCGUCAUCGCGGGCAUCAUACAGACCAUCCUCUACUCGGACUUCUUCUGGAUCUACUACACAAAGGUCAUCCAAGGCAAGAAGUUCAAUCUCCCCGUGUAGGAGCGUCGGGGUUCCGGACGUGUGUUCUAUUACGGUUGUCGAAGCUCUGGGUUCGGCAUCCCCUGCCCGCCUUCUUGUAUCAUAAUUACGGCUCCACCGGAGACUUGAAGCCACCGGAGAAAUCGGUUUGGUUGUGGGUGUAUCACGGCGUUUUGAGGGGACAGACCUUGGAAUUGGGCUGCUAUAGACGAAUGCUCUUAGCAUUUCGGGGAGCGAUUGCUAUUCGUUCUGGUGCUUCCAGUAGUGCAAAAGGAGGAUUGGACGGGUAUACCAUGGCUUAUGUUCCGGUGUUAUCGAUAUGCAAAUGCAAUGCAUCUUUUCGGAGUCUCGCUCCUGCUUUUCCU
Trematosphaeria pertusa is the source of this 1104-nucleotide messenger RNA. Its product is annotated as ER lumen protein retaining receptor 2. Gene Ontology annotation, cellular component: membrane; cis-Golgi network; endoplasmic reticulum. Gene Ontology annotation, biological process: protein retention in ER lumen; endoplasmic reticulum to Golgi vesicle-mediated transport. Bases 107 to 760 code for a protein of 217 amino acids. The transcript is spliced from 5 exons. Lineage: Eukaryota; Fungi; Ascomycota; Dothideomycetes; Pleosporales; Trematosphaeriaceae. Gene Ontology annotation, molecular function: ER lumen protein retrieval receptor activity. The record is from RefSeq and is a predicted model, not a curated record.